UGUCAGUGGGAUGUUUCCCUUUCAUGUCUCCCUCCUGGGUUGUAUUUUGGACAAGGGAGUAGACAGUGUCUCCAAAUCAGUCUGUGUCAUGUGGGUUUCCUCUUUGCUUUGUCUCUCCUUGUUCCCAUCUCUAGUUUAUUGUCACUGGGCAUAUGGGGAGAAUCUGCCUUAGAUUUGCACAUUUUUCUAUGAUGAGGUGUCUGCUAGCAUGAUAAUUCUGGGCAUAAUUCUGUAGCAGUCUCUCUUGGUUUUAAUCUGUUUUAGGCUUUGCUGUAGUGUUUUUAGCAUCACUAUCUUGGGUGGGGUUGUUUGCUCCAUUGAACUGGAGAUGAAUAUUGGCAUGUCCAGAACAGGAUCAUGAUCUAGGAGUGGGUUAUAUUUGUUAGCUGAUUUUAGCUUUUCAUCCUCUACUAUUCUGCUGUGGAGGAGAUGUUUAUUAUUGUAAUUGAGAUGGUGCCAGAAGUUGAAUAGUCUUCUGUGUGUGGAUUAGGAGGGAGUUUGUACUGAUGAUCUGUGCCAGCUGCUGUGGUGUAGUUGAUAAGUAAGGGCCCAAACCAUUUUCUCCUAUAUAGUAGGAUGAGUUAGAUUAAGUUCUCAAGUAACUGGAGUCACAAUUUUCCAAUAAAAUCACAAUUCUUUAACGGCUUAUAAAUUCUUCAGAGGGCUUUUUUUCAGAUGCUUUUAUUGCUGUUGUGAAGUUCCCCAAAUGCUUUUAUUUUGGAUGCCUAGGUAUGUAUAAUUCAAUGUAUUCUGUUUCUACAUUCAGAAUGUUGGCUGGCUGUUUUUUUGAAAGUAUAUGGGGAGAGAUUGGGGUUGCUGGGUUUUUUAUUGUCGCAGUCUGCAGAUAACUCAUGUGAUGGCAGUAUAUUUCUAAAGCAUAUCGAUUAUUAUUUGGGUGAUAGUAUGAUUAGAUCAUCCUUUUAUAGAAUCAUGGUUUUCCUACUGAGUGGGUUAGUGGAAAUCCCUGGUUUGAUGGCCAUUUCAGGAAGGUUGGUACAUUCCAUAAGAGCUGCCAUAAUAGGUCAGACAGAUAGUCCAUCUAGCCUAGUAUCCUGUCUCCAACAGUUGCCCAUACUAGAGCUUCUGGGAAGUGUACAGAACCGGGCAGUUAUGGAAUGAUCUGCUCUUCUCUUGCACUGCCGGCUUCUUGCAGUUGGUAACUGGCCAGAUGUAGCAGAGACAGAAGAUACCUGCUUCUCUGUUCCAGGCCCCUCUAUCCUCAAACAUGGCUGGUGGCAUUACCGACACAGGGGAGCUGUACUCUCCUUACGUCGGCCUGGUUUACAUGUUCAACCUUAUUGUUGGGACGGGAGCCCUAACCAUGCCGAAGGCCUUUGCCACCGCUGGCUGGCUCGUCAGCCUCAUUCUCAUAAUGUUCCUGGGCUUCAUGAGUUACAUGACUACAACAUUUGUGAUGGAGGCCAUGGCCGCUGCUAACGCCCAGUUGCAAUGGAAGAGAAUGGAAAAGCACAAGGAAGACGAUGAUGAAGAUUCUUCCUCUGGGGUCUCUGAUAGUGACAUUCUCCUCCCAGAUGGCUAUGAACGAUCAGAGACACGGCCUAUCCUGUCAGUUCAGAGACGUGGCUCACCCAAUAUCUUUGAAAUCACUGAAAGGGUGGAGAUGGGUCAGAUGGCCUCUAUGUUCUUCAAUAAAGUGGGGGUCAACUUGUUUUACUUCUGUAUAAUCAUCUACCUCUAUGGGGACCUAGCGAUCUACGCAGCUGCUGUGCCAGUCUCGCUCAUGCAGGUGACCUGCAGCGUAACUGGCAAUCACUCCUGUGGUGUUGGAGAUGGCACGAAGUAUAAUGAUACAGACAAGUGCUGGGGGCCAAUCAGGCGGAUUGAUGCUUACAGACUCUAUCUGGCAGCAUUUACUCUACUACUGGGUCCUUUCACCUUUUUUAAUGUCCAGAAAACCAAGUAUCUGCAGAUCAUGACAUCCCUGAUGAGAUGGAUAGCUUUUGUCGUCAUGAUUAUUUUGGCCCUCAUCCACAUCGGCAAGGGUGAAGGGGAAGGUCACCCACCCCUGGCGCAGCUCUCGGGGAUCCCCAACCUCUUUGGGGUGUGUGUCUACUCCUUCAUGUGCCAGCACUCACUGCCGUCCCUCAUCACUCCAAUCUCCAAGAAGCAACAUGUAAACAAACUGGUGAUGCUGGAUUACAUCUUAAUAUUGGGUUUCUACAUCCUCCUGUCCUUCACGGCCAUCUACUGCUUCCGCAAUGAGACCCUCAUGGACAUGUACACGCUCAAUUUCACCAACUGUAAUAUCACCAACAUCGCCUUCAUUCGUUACUUCCUGGGCCUCUUUCCUGUUUUCACUAUCAGCACUAACUUCCCGAUCAUCGCUGUGACCCUGCGGAACAACUGGAAGACCCUCUUCCACCGGGAAGGUGGGACGUACCCAUGGGUGGUGGAUAGGAUUGUCUUUCCAGCAAUCACUCUGAUUCCCCCUGUGCUGGUGGCUGUCUGCACACAUGAUUUGGAGUCCUUGGUGGGCAUCACGGGAGCCUAUGCUGGCAAUGGGAUCCAGUACAUCAUCCCAGCUUUCUUGGCCUACUGUAGUCGGAAGGACACUCGGCUGAUCUUUGGCAGUGGCACAGUCAAUAACCAUCUGUCCCCUUUCCGGCACAUCUUCUGGAUCUGGUUCGUGCUGCUCUGGAGUCUUUUCUGCUUUGUGUUUGUGACUGCAAAUAUCAUCCUGAGUGAGACAAAACUCUGAUGAUGGGGCAGCAGCACUCUUCAUCCAGGGCUCUGGAGGAGAUUCCAGGAUUUUCAGCUCCUGUUUCAGACUCAGUUAACAAAAACCCAACAACCUGGUCUUCGCAAGCCAUCAGCUUGUUGAUGCAGGUUUGAUCUGGACGUGAGGACUUUUUAUCCCCUCUUCACCUUGGAUGCUGAUGUAACUUGCUCAGCCUCCUUUUGAUUCAGGUUCUCAGACUGAUCAUGCAAAGCCAGGGUUGGGAGCUCUCAGAAGGCCUCCAUGGUUAUUCAGUGUCUGACCAUUUCUGCCUUGAGUUGGGGGAGCUCCGUUACAGAGCAUCUUCCUCUCUGUCCAGGAGCAGCCUCCUUACGGCGCUGCAGGUUUCGGCACAUAGAAGGCUGUCUGGACUGCAUCCGCUCCCCAUGAGAGCUGGACAAAUAUCUCUGCCAGAGACAGGGAACUAUUAUAGCUGCUAACACAAUCCAACAGCAGUUCUCUGGAGUGAUCCACUUACCCCUCACUAAGGAAGUAGCAGACUUUUUUGUUUUCUGUUAAAGAAUUUCAGGUGCAUGGUGAGGGAACCGGUUAACUAGGGAUGACAACUGGUGGCAUGUCUGGAGGAUGGGUGAGGAGACUGUAGAAAGCAAUGGGCUUCUAUGUGGAUACUGUGACUGAUCCUGUUACAAGUCUUUCUCACGGUUUCUCCAUUUCUGUUACUACCUUUUCAGAAAACAUUGGCCUUUGUUUUAUUUGCAGUGUGGUCUAUGGGGUAGAACGUGUGGACUCAAUGUGUCUGGAUUAGCUCAUUUGCCUGUUUGAUAAGAUUACGCCAACACUUGGUCCUGGAGUUCUGCUCCUAACUGCUUUUUCUGGUUGCCUUAACUUUCCCUCCCAAGGCAAACCCAUUCUGCAGGGCUCUGGAUCCCAGUCUCUUCCGCACUUCGUUAGCUCUUUGGUGCUGCUAAGUGGCGUCAGCUGUCAGAGCAGAUCUCACAAGUGCUGAAGCAGCAGGGAAGACUAUGGACACAGCAGUCAGGAUUUGUGUGGCCUUGGGAGGUGCUAAUUACCUGUCGGUGACCUGCGUUAGACCCUCGAGCACUUGCUGGGCAUACUGACAUUUCCAGUCUCUUGCUCUGGGUAAUUAGCCUUGAAACUCAGGAGAAUGUAGUGCCAGCUGGAGAAUUCAGCAGUACCCCACUCACUGUGCCUGUCUCAGAGAAAUAGAGCUCAGAAGUAUAAGCAGAGAGAGUAAAAACAUGGGAGGAAGCUCUGGAAAUGGUCCAUAACGCUAUUAUCCUGCUUCUAACUUCUCCCUCUGCCUAGGGUUAAGAAUUUUUCUUGCAUCUGUUUGAGACAGAGUUUAAGAAUCAUCAGCCCUCCAAAAAUUCCACUUUAGCACACCUUACCCCAGCUUACAGGCUGAGAGACACUUCUCUUCUUGCAGGAGAACUGUCUACUGUAUUGGACACAGACAGUCUUUUGAGUAAAUCUGUGCUGUUGGGGCUGCUAACGCUCUUACUGCAAAGUGACACGUUUAUUAUUCUAGCAAGCUGAGGGCUCAGGGUCAAAGGUCAUACAAUAAAGGCUUUAAUACCAGGAGGCAGAAUGUUUACUCUUAAACUUUUUACCUUAAAUAUUUUAAAACAUUUCCCCUCCCUGUGAUUAAGCCAGGUUCAAAGACAGCUGCCAGUCUCUGGCAUUAUAUACCCUGCUCCCAGUGCUACUGCUAUAUUGAAUGUCACUUUUCACCAACGGUGAGCUUGGGCAUGCAGUCUUUUUUUUUUUUAAUCAAGCUUUCUUUUUAAUACAAGUUUCAGGUUUCUAUGUGACGUGAAGCACUUCCUGCCAUGGAAACAUUCAGAUGGCUGGGGCUAUGCAAAAGCAGCUUUAUUUUAAAAGCAGGAGGGGAAAAACCCCUCACCUCCUUAAGCGAUGUGAAGAUGUCCUUGAUCAUUGUGUAAACCAGGAUGUGCCAGUUGGGUGGAGGGGAGUUGGUUCCAGCAUAAUAAACCUCCCAUCCCCUCUCCUCCCGAUCAUAAACAGUAUUUGGCAGCCCUUGCUGGUGCAAGUUACCUAUGCGGCCUGGUGUAGUUACCUGCGCAGCCUGAGUGCUACAAGGAAGCUAAUUUGGCUCUUUUGGUGCCAGGUUACUGAGUGGGCUCUGAGAGUGAAUUGCUAAGCCCGAUGCUCUGUUCUGGGUUAGGGAGAACAAAAACGCAGAGAGGCAGUUUGGAGGGCAAAUCCAUAGUACAGCUGAGUUCGGAGCCACCUGUGGGGAGUAGUGAAGGAGUUUGCACCUGCUUCCUUCGGUUGCUCAUUCUCACGGUUGUUAUGUCUAACAGCCAGGAAUGGGACAGAUCGCAGACGUCGUGGCAGGGCACACUGGGCCCUUCGGUUCUUGUACAGCACAGGGGCAGGCACUGGUAGGAAUAGGUUUUGCCCAUUUGCAGCAAAGAAAUUAGCCUGUGACGGUCUUUCUGUCCGUCUCAGUCCCUCAAAGCAGUGAGCUGAUUUUCUCGCCUUGUGUCCCACAGCACCAGACCAGACCACGUCAUCCCCAAGUGUCCAGAAGCUAACAGGCAAUUUUAAUUAGCUGUUUAUUUCUUCUCUGCUCCAGGGCUGCCAAAUGCUCAAAGACCCUGCUCUCCUUUUUCCUCGCCCACCCUUGGCCUGUCCAGGUCAGUGAGCAGAGUUGCUAGCAAACCUCUGCUCUGAGAGUGAGCCUGUCUCCACCGAGCGCUUUCCUUGGUACAACUGCAAACAUCAAGUUCCAUAUAGUGUGCAGAAGCUGCUGGCCCGGAGCCUGGGAACUGGGCCUGAGGCAGCAUAGCUUGGUUCAUGAUCUUAUGGCAAGCACAGUCUACAACUACAGUGACCCUCCCACCACCAGGAAAUUUCCCCUUUCCAGCCCGAAAAGGUCCAGCCAUGGUGUUUGUCAAAGCACAAGUGCAUGAUGUCCUGUUUUGAACUACAAACCAUGGUACUGCUUCCCUUUUUCCCCACUAACCCCUUCUUGCAUGGGCACCUGAGAUUCCACAGCUGUCUGCCUUUUGACGGGCAGAAUUGGCUUUAAUGGACUUCAGUUACAAUGUGCCUUUUCUUCUCUGGCAUCGAUGAACUCCCCUCCUGAGAAGCUUCCUUUGGAAUGCUGCACAAGAGUGGUUUCCGUGGGGCUCCUUUGUAAGCUGUGAACAGAUAUAAACCAGCCUUGAUCUGAGAUGUAGCUUAACAGCAAGGGAUAUCUGGCUCAUUGUAGAAUGGAUGUCUUGCCUGGCGCUCCACCAGGGAAUGCUCUCCUUGCUACACAUGAAAAGCAACAUCGGAGAGACUUUCCAGACACGUGCUGUCCUCAAUCAGUGAAAGAAUCAACCCUCCCAAUGGGAGACACUCCACAAUGAGGAAGGCGGAGGAGAACAUUUUUCAUUUAAAAUGUGAAACAAGAAAUGCCUCAAAAAGUUGAAGGAAAACAGGGAGUUGGAUGGAUCGAGCCAGAGCAAAUAUCUCAGCUUGGUCCCUGCCCAUCUCAUUAGAUGCAGAGCUAGCAGGGGGCAGAAGGGGUCCAGUUGGUGUCCUGGCUUGGUGUGGCAUGAUAACUCGUCUCCUGUCUGGUUUAAGAAUGAGAUAUUUUUAAAUGGCUAUUAUGACAGGGGUUUGUUUUGAUCCUCACCACACCGUACUCAGCUUAUCCCAGUGUGUAAUUAUUUCUCCAGAAGGCAUACAAAUAAAGCGCACAUUCUGCA
Messenger RNA from Dermochelys coriacea (leatherback sea turtle), 6441 nucleotides. It is a transcript of the gene SLC38A12, whose product is annotated as transmembrane protein 104. The coding region runs from base 1226 to 2719 and encodes 497 amino acids. The transcript has 10 exons. The record is from RefSeq and is a predicted model, not a curated record. Lineage: Eukaryota; Metazoa; Chordata; Testudines; Dermochelyidae.